AUGGACCUGCUUCUUGGCGUACUUUCAAGUGGCAUAUUACAGAACGCCUUGCCGUUUGUUGCUGGUGUUGGAAGGGUAAAACGGCCAAAGCGCGUCAAACUCGAGGAGGCGUUUCGCGAGGCACACUUGUGCCGUCCGGUCAUUCCUUACAGGGCCCCCACGCCGUACACUGGCGGUCGCGUGAAGGCGCUGUUUGUAGGCAUCAACUACACAGGAACACGAAAUAAGCUCAGUGGGUGUGUUAACGAUGUCCGACAAAUGCUUGGAACGCUGCAGCGGAUUCAGUUUCCCAUUUCGGAGUGUUGUAUUCUGGUGGAUGACAUGCGGUUUCCUAACUUUACGGCUUUGCCAACCCGUGAAAAUAUUAUUAAGCACAUGGCAUGGUUGGUGCACGAUGUUCGACCAGGGGAUGUGCUGUUUUUUCACUACUCUGGGCAUGGGACAGAGACCAAGGCGGAGCGCGACUCGGAGGAGUUGUACGACCAAUGUCUUGUGCCGCUCGACUACCAGGUGCAGGGCGCCAUAUUGGAUGAUGACUUGUUUGAGUUGCUUGUCAAAGGGCUUCCAGCCGGGGUACGUAUGACGGCUGUCUUUGACUGUUGUCACUCCGCCUCGCUGUUGGAUCUUCCAUUCGCCUUUGUGGGAAACAAUAACUUUUACUCGGGGGGGAGGCACGAAAUGCGGAAGGUGCGGGCCAACAAUUUUUCCAUGGGCGAUGUGGUGGUUUUUAGCGGGUGCGAUGACUCUGGGACGAGCGCAGAUGUGUCAAAUGUGUCUUCGUUUGGAUCUGGCCUUGUGGCUUCCGGCGGCGCUGCAACACAGGCUCUCACCUGGGCGUUGGUGAACACAUCUCAACUUAGCUACGCGGAUAUCUUUAUCCGGACAAGAGAGAUAUUGCGUCAGAAGGGGUACAAACAGGUACCUCAGCUCUCCAGCUCAAAACCGGUGGAUUUGUAUAGGCCAUUCUCUCUGUUUGGUCCAAUUACAGUAAACACCAGUCUCAUUCAUUAUGUGCCACAACAAUACCUACAGCCAUGGGGGCCGCCACAACCGUACUACCCUCCACCGCAGCCUCAACAGCCGUAUUACCCUCCGCCGCAGCCUCAGCAGCCGUAUUACCCUUCAUCGCAGCUUCCAACGCAGUACAAUAAUUUGGCGCCUACGGCUGGAAUUCCUCUCAUGACGUCGUCAAGUGAACUGCCUCCAGGGCAAUACCCACAAGCUCUUUCUGGAGAUCAGAACGGUGGAGUGCCUCCACAGUAUCCAUCAGAUCAAUCUACAUAUUAUUCUUCUGCGCAGUACCUCAGUGGAGUAGGAAAGCCCCUGUGA
This is a messenger RNA of Trypanosoma cruzi, 1329 nucleotides long. RefSeq names its product metacaspase 5, putative. The transcript has a single exon. The record is from RefSeq and is a predicted model, not a curated record. Gene Ontology annotation, molecular function: cysteine-type endopeptidase activity. NCBI's taxonomy places the organism in Eukaryota, Euglenozoa, Kinetoplastea, Trypanosomatida, Trypanosomatidae. The coding region runs from base 1 to 1329 and encodes 442 amino acids. Gene Ontology annotation, biological process: proteolysis.